CGCCCACACUGAACACGUGGUUUAACACGGAAGUAGUUUCUAUUUGACCUCAAAAGCCAAAAGCAUGAGAAAUACAUGCAGUUAGGAUGUUGUGUACUGUAGUAUUUUUAUUGUAUUGAAGCCUCUGCGUUUAUGAGAAGUAAAUGUACUUGUUGUUGUCAUGGAGCCCAAUCUGUUGUACUGGAAAAGUCAGGGACAGUCUUUCAUCAGUCGUCUAAAGAUCUGGUUUAAUCUACUGGAUCCCACCUCCCUGCUCUGCUCUGAUGUUGAAAUACAGAAAGCCCAUGCUCGUGUUGGAAGAGGAGGGAAACUAAAUGAAAAGGAUGGAAAUGCAUUGAACCUCUCCCUCUCGUCUGUCCACGCUGACUCUGGUGCUGUGCUUCCUCUAGUUUUUCGUCCUCCAGCAUUUCUGCCAGUAUCAGCUCCUGUGGUGGUUGCCAGCUUUUUGCCACAUAGCAGUGUUAAAGCAGCUCUGUUUUGGCAGUUUUUGCUGCAGAGUUACAGUGCUGGCUUCAAUUACACAAACAGAAAUUCUUCAACAGAGCAGGGUAAGAAGACGUCUUUGAAGCAGCUUGUGUUGAUUGCAGGAACAGUGUCCUACGCAGCAUGUGCAGGGGCCCUUCCUCAAAUUUUCAUUAACCGACUUGGUGUAAGGACCAAACCCGUCCAGAAUUUCUUUAGGUUUAUUUUACCAGUGCCGCUUUCAGCUGCUCUGGCCUUCUUCAACGUGUUUACUGUCAGAAGUGAGGAGUCGGAAACUGGGAUCCAAGUGUUUGACUCCAAUGGAAAUCUUGUUGGCAUCUCUAAAGCAGCAGGAGAGAAGGCUGUGAGAGAAACUGCGUUGUCAAGAGCGGCACUGUUUGGCACAACCGCUGCUGUUCCUAGUCUCCUGGUUUCGCUCUUACAGAGAACAAGACUUUUCCAGAGGAACUCUCUGCUGGUGGCUCCUCUCCGUCACAUAAGCGUUGCUUUUGUCCUUGGCCUGAUGAUCCCGGUGUCAUUCAGUCUCUUUCCACAACUGGGAAUGAUAAAGAAGGAAAACGUAGAGGAGGAGCUGCAGGCGGCAGCAGUCGACGGACAGUUAUUCUACCACAGAGGACUCUGAGGAGCAGCUUCAUGUAGUUGGAUAAUACAGUAAAAACGUCUUCUUCAAUAUCACUGACCUGUACGAUGUAACAGACCCUCGUACUCCUGUAGAAUGUAUUCUGUUUGAAAAACAGUUCAAGAAGCAUGAAGAUAUUUUUUGAUAGUAAAUUUAUUUAAUUGGAAUAUUAGAUGCAUUUAUAGAUAGGAAAUAUUACAUCAAUUCAUGAAAAUACAUUUAGUUCUCAAAAGUUACACGAGCAUUUGUAUGUAUUGCACUCUGUGUCUUAUCUGAAAUACUGAGGCACAAAACCAUCCUUUUGGCAAUGUGUUUGAAAAUGUACCCAAAAGUAAAACAACAGCGCUAAUAUCACAUGAAUUAAAAAACAAAAAAAAUAGAACCUGAACAGCAAGACACACAUUAACGUGAUAUAAAUCAAUGUGGAAGUGGAAGCAUCAAUCAUUAUUUGAUCUGUUGCAGACUGACGUGGAACAGCUGUUUACUUCUUGUAAGCUUUUAAUAAAACACUGUUUGAAAAAG
This is a messenger RNA of Thunnus maccoyii (southern bluefin tuna), 1624 nucleotides long. RefSeq names its product sideroflexin 4 (gene sfxn4). NCBI's taxonomy places the organism in Eukaryota, Metazoa, Chordata, Actinopteri, Scombriformes, Scombridae. The transcript has 14 exons. Bases 161 to 1105 code for a protein of 314 amino acids. Gene Ontology annotation, cellular component: mitochondrial inner membrane. Gene Ontology annotation, molecular function: monoatomic ion transmembrane transporter activity. Gene Ontology annotation, biological process: mitochondrial transmembrane transport; monoatomic ion transport. The record is from RefSeq and is a predicted model, not a curated record.